Molecule: messenger RNA, 3520 nt
Organism: Mauremys reevesii (Reeves's turtle)
Lineage: Eukaryota; Metazoa; Chordata; Testudines; Geoemydidae
Product: zinc finger protein 574-like
Exons: 2
Coding region: 193-2634 (813 amino acids)
Source: RefSeq, a predicted model, not a curated record
UUCCCACUAACACCCCUCCCCGUCCCAACCUCACCGCGUCCGGCACGCGGACGUUCGGCCUAUGUCCUCGUGACCCACGUGUGGGGGCGGGACUGACUCGCUCCGCUCCUGGCGUCACGCCUCGAGCAUGCGCGAGGCGAGGAGCUGGGAAGAGUCCGGUUCAGGGAGCGAGGCCGCUACGCUACUAACGCCAUGGCAGAGGAGCUGCCCCCCUCCCUCUUCUUCCAGCACCAGUACAUGUGCUCCGAGUGCGGCCUGCUCUACAACACGCUGGAGGAGGUGCUGAUCCACCAGCAGAGCCACCUCGGGGAGCCCUGCCAGCCCCCCGGCGCUGCCCCCGCUGUGGCCCUGGACGUGGGGCCCCUGCAGGAGAACCACUACCAGUGCCUGGAGUGCGGGCGCGUCCUGCUCUCGCCCGACGAGCUGCUGGCCCACCAGAGCCUGCACCCCCGCCAGGCGCCCGCCCGCCCGGCCCCCCCUGCCUCCGCCAGCCAGAUUCACUACCAGUGCGGCGAGUGCAAGGAGCUCUUUGCCGCGCCUGACCUGUGGCUGGCCCAUCGCCAGAGCCACAAGGCCCAGGAGCCCGUGGCCGCCCCCCAGCUGCCGCCCCCUCCCCCGCCAGCCCCCUCUCCGGCCCAGCCGGCCAUGCACCCCUACGAAUGCUCGGAGUGCGCCGGCCUCUUCCAGACGCCUGAGGAGCUGCUGGAGCACCAGGGCGAGCACUUCACCGAGACGGAGAAGGAGAGCGGGGAGCCGGCUGUGCCUGAGGGGGUCAAACAGGAGGUCCCCAGCUCCCCCACCCCCUCACAGCAGAUGCCGACGCCGGCUCCUCCCCGGGCCUGGCGCUGCGGCGAGUGCAAGCAGGAGUUCGGCACGGCGGAGGAGCUGCGGCGCCACCGCCGGGAGCACGCCUCGGAGGAGUUCCUGUGCAGCGAGUGCCAGCGCAGCUUCACCACGGCCAACCGGCUGCUGGCUCACCAGCGCGUGCACGUGGACGGCACCCACGAGUGUCCCAACUGCAGCAAAGUCUUCAAGAAGGCGGCCUCGCUGGAGCAGCACAUGCGCAUUCACAAGGGCGAGGCCCUGUACCUGUGUGUCGACUGUGGCCUGGGCUUCGGCACCGAGAUGACGCUGGUGGUGCACCGCAAAAGCCACACGGCCAACCCCCUGCACCGCUGCGCCUGCGGCAAGACCUUCAGCAACAUGACCAAGUUCCUCUACCACCGCCGCACCCACGCAGGCAAGAGCGGGGCCCCGCCGGCCCGCACUCGCACCCCCGAUCUGGAGCCGGCCCAGCCGCCCGAGCAGGAGCCGCCCGCCGCCGGGGCGGUGAACGGCUCACCGGUGCCCCCUGCCGCCGCUGGCUUCCUGUGCCCGCAGUGCGGCAAAGAGUUCUCCAGCCACAUCCGCAUGGUGCGGCACAAGCGGGUGGUGCACGUGCUGGAGCGCAAGCACAAGUGCCCCACCUGCGGCAAGACCUUCAAGAAGCUGGUGCACGUCCGGAACCACCUGCGCACGCACACCGGGGAGCGCCCCUUCCAGUGCACCGAGUGCGGCAAGACCUUCGCCUCCCAGGCCAACCUGAUGCGGCACCACCUGACACACACCGGCGAGCGCCCCUACCAGUGCGACGUCUGCCAGAAGCGCUUCACCCAGUCCUCCAACCUCCAGCAGCACCGGCUGCUUCACUCGGGCGCCGGCCCCUUCCCCUGCCAGGACUGCGACGCCACCUUCUCGCGGGCCCACAAGCUGGCCCUGCACCGCGUCAGCCACACGGGCCAGCUGCCCUUCCAGUGCCCCGAGUGCGACAAAUCCUUCGCCCGCAAGCGGCUGCUGGAGCUGCACCGGCUGGCCCAUGCCGGGCGCGAGCCCCACCGCUGCCCGGACUGCGGCGCCCUCUUUGUCCGCCUGGCCAAGCUGGAGGAGCACCGCUGUGCCCACAAGAAGCUCUACCCGUGCCCGGCCUGCGGGAAGUGCCUGGGUUCCCUGGCCAAGCUGGCGCUGCACCAGCUGGUGCACUCCGGCCAGCGCCCCUUCACCUGCAGCCUCUGCGGCAAGGGCUUCACCAACCCGAGCGGGCUGAACCGGCACCAGCAGCGCCACACGGGCGUGCGCCCCCACAAGUGCCCGCUCUGCUCCAAGAGCUUCGUGGCAGCCUCGGGGCUGCAGCUGCACCAGCGCACGCACACCGGCGAGCGCCCCUUCCCCUGCCCGGAGUGCGGCAAGGCCUUCCGGCAGGCCACCCACCUGCGGGAGCACCGGCGGCUGCACACCGGCGAGCGCCCCUACCCGUGCCCGGAGUGCGGCAAGGCCUUCGUCCAGUCCAUGCACCUGGCCGAGCACCGGCGCAUCCACACCGGGGAGCGCCCGCACCGCUGCCCACACUGCACCAAGGCCUUCAAGACCCUCUCCAACCUGCGCAGCCACCGCAAGACGCACGGGGCUGCCGCUGCCCCCCCAGCCCCGCCGGCUGCCCAGCCCACCCAGACCAUCAUGUGCACCGAGUUCGGGGAGACCAUCGCCAUCAUCGAGACGGCGGAGCCGCUGCCCCUGGUGGAGACCAUCGAAAUCUACCAGGCUGCUCUGGAGGGCAGCCUCCAGGUGGACAAUCUGCAGGUCAACGCCUUCGUAUAGGGGUGCAGCCCCCCCUGUAAAUAAAAGUUCUGGUUUUGCCCGUUUGCCUGCCCGGCCCCCCCGCUGCGUCUCACCCUGGUACGGAGGGAGGGGGGGUCGCUGGCUGGGUAGGGGGGCAGUGUGUCCUUCCCCCCCCUUUCUCUCCAGGCACCCCCCCCAUGGCUGACUAGGAGGGGUGGGGCUUUAAACGGGGGCCUUCCAAGCUUCCCUCCAGGCGAUCUUGUUCUGGAAGGGGACUGGGGGGGUCAAGAACCCAGCCAGGGGAAGGGGGCUCAGGAGGAAUCCCCUCCCCAUAGCUGCUCCUUGUUGCCAAAUCAGUACCACCCUUUGCCCCUUUCCUUGCCAGGGUGUGGGGCAGGGGCAGCAGGCUUGGGAUUGGCCAGCAUGGCACCCAUAUGGCUUGGUGUGCACCAGGGAGAUGGGGGGACUGGGACAGGGGGCACUAGCUCCCAUCUGCCCCCAGGGCAAGGGAUUGGCAGGGGGGUAGAAAGGGGGCAGGAUGCUGCCCCAGCCCCCUUUGCUCUGGGCUGUUCUGAGCUCAGGAGAGGCCAAGCAACCUGUGACCUCAGCUCUGGCCUGGGCCCUAGAGCAGGGGCCUCCCCCCACCCCUUGGCAGCAGGAGAAGAGGGAGCAGCAGGCCCAGCCUUGGACCUGGCUGGAGGGUGCCCCCCACACCUUCAGCUGGGUGACCACUGCCAGCAGGGGGGAAACAGAGGCAGGACAGAGGUGGGGAGAGAACCCAGGAGUCCUGACAGCCACGGUUCUAGUGCAAGGCACCGCUCUCCCCGUGCCGGAGGCUGAGGCUCUCCCCGGUUACUUGUUGGGCUGGAGCAGCACUGGGGCACUAAGCACUGCCCCCUGGCAUGGCCCUACACUUGGCCCUCCA